AUGAGAAUAAUAGUAUUCUUUGUUAUGAUUUGUGUACUUACUGAAGCACAAUGUAAUAUGAGAAUGGGCUGUAUGAGAAAUUACAGAAAACGCACAUGUAAAAAUGAAACAAAAAAAUUAGAACGAAUAGUUAAGAGGCUUGCAUUUAAGAAUAGAAUUAAUCGUAAUAGAAUUGCUACUAUUGAAUCAACAUUUGUUUUACCAGAAUUACCAAUUGAUAAAGCUAACGUUAACACAAAUAAAACAAGUGUUUCUAUAAAAAAAGAAUUAACAAAAGAAGAAAAAGCAAAAAUUGAAUUAAUAAAGAAAGACCAAACACCAAGUGAAGAUAAUAUUUAUGUUAAAGCAAUGAACAGUUAUCUUGCUACAUUAAAACCUAUUGUUAAAGAAAAAAAAAUUAUCAAACGGUAUAUUGUUCAUACACCAUGCACUGGGGAUUUAUGUAAAUUCUUAAAUAAGAAAUUAAAAGUUCCUAAAUGCAAAGAUAAAUUUAAGCCAAGUCAGUGUAUGAAGUUAGGUCAUAGUUAUAAGGCAAAAGUUCAAACUGUGGCAAAACAAAAGUGUCUUCUUUAA
Molecule: messenger RNA, 573 nt
Organism: Entamoeba dispar SAW760
Lineage: Eukaryota; Evosea; Mastigamoebida; Endamoebidae
Exons: 1
Coding region: 1-573 (190 amino acids)
Source: RefSeq, a predicted model, not a curated record